AAAAAUAUUGUGUGUAUAUAUUCAGGGCUAUCAUAGUGUGAUAUAGCAAUCAACCAAGGUUUUAGGCACAGAGAGACUGAAACCAUGGUAACAAUCUUAGGUACUCAUACAGUGAUCCCAAAAGAAGAAACUCCAAAGGGUCUUCUAUGGCUAUCAGACAACGACCAACUCUGGCGAUGGAGUCAUACACCUUCAAUCUACGUUUACAAGUCAAAACAGAACAACAACACUGUCCUCGUUGAGAGAAUGCGAGAUUCUCUCAGCGAGAUUCUCGUUCAUUACUAUCCGUUGGCCGGGAGGCUCAACUGGACGGCCGGCGGUCGUUUGGAACUCGAUUGCAACGCAAAGGGAGCCUUGCUUCUCGAGGCCGAAUCCACGAAAUCAAUGGCGGAAUACGGAGACUUCACACCAAACGAACCCGGCAUCAAAGAACUCAUCCCAGCCGUUGAUUACUCUCGUCAAAUGAACGAGCUUCCUUUGUUCUUGGCACAGGUGACGAAGUUCCACGGCGGCAAUGGCGGUUUCGCAGUCGGAAUCCUCUGGUCUCAUCCGUUAGGCGACGGCCUGGCCGCCAUUCGCUUCAUCAACUCAUGGGCGAAGCUCACUCGAGGAGCCAAGUUAGAUCCAAGUGAGCUUCCGUUUCUCGACCGAACGGCGCUCAAAUCAACUGAGCUAUUAACUCCACCCCGGUUCGACCACCGGGAGUUCAAGCCUCUCCCGCUCAUCCUCGGAAGAACCGACAAUAUCGAAGAGCAAAAGAAGAAGACGACCUUCGCGUUGUUAAAACUCACAUCAGAACACGUCCAGAAGCUCAAAAAGAAUGCAAUCGUAACCGCAAACGGAAACGGUAACGGUAACGGUCCUCAUAACGAAUCUCAGAGACCGUACAGCAGAUUCGAAGUUAUCAGCGCGCAUAUAUGGAGAUGCGCUUGCAAAGCUCGUAAUCUUAAAGAGAAUCAACCAACGGUGGUUAAAUUCAACGUCGAUAUACGAAACAGAAUGAAUCCGCCACUUCCUCAAAACUACUUCGGAAACGCGUUGGGUCCGACGGUUACGCCAACUUGCUACCUCAAAGAAAUCACCACUCAACCGAUUAGUUACGCGGCGCAGAAAAUAAGAGAAGCCGUUAAGAAAGUGUCGAAUCACGAGUUUGUUAAAUCACAAAUGGAUUACGUGGCAGGGUUUGAAAACCGUUGGGAUCUGAUUAGGACACCGUACUUGGAGAAAGGUGAGUAUAGAGCUGAUGUGCCUUUCUUUGGGAAUCCUAAUAUUAUACUUGGAAGUUGGAUGAGUAUGCCGUUUUAUGAAGCUGAUUUUGGGUUGGGGAAACCGUUUUAUUUUGGUCCUGGUGGUGUGUGCCCUUAUGAUAGAGCUGUUAUUGCUCUAAUGCCAGAUGAAGAUGGUGAUAAUGGAUAUGCUGUGGUGGUGUACAUGCAUUUUCAGGUGGAACACAUGAAAGAUUUCAUCAAGUACUUUUGGGAAGAUAUUUGAAAAUUAAGAGAUAGCUAGCUCUUUCAAAAUAAUUUAAUCUACCUAUUGAUUCACUAGCUAGUGUGAUAAAAUUCAGUUUUCUAGAAUUGAGUUAUGUUAUUAUUUUCAUGCACUUUUGUAUUUCCAACGGAAACAAAUAUUCGAUAUUCAAAUUUAACAAAAUAAAGUUUAUUAUUAAUGCAUUUCAUA
Messenger RNA from Arachis ipaensis, 1680 nucleotides. RefSeq names its product spermidine hydroxycinnamoyl transferase. NCBI's taxonomy places the organism in Eukaryota, Viridiplantae, Streptophyta, Magnoliopsida, Fabales, Fabaceae. The record is from RefSeq and is a predicted model, not a curated record. Gene Ontology annotation, molecular function: acyltransferase activity, transferring groups other than amino-acyl groups.